UUGAAACAAACAGUCAAAGUGAAAACAACCUACUGAUACGCAAGUGAAAUAAGGAUUUUUUUUGAAAAACAAACGACAAAACUUCCUAAAGUCAGUGAAAAAUAAAAAUUGAAAAUCAACAAAUAAUAAGUUGUUCAGAGUGAUAAAUAAUUAUACCAAAAUGGCAUUACUACCACUGUUGAUUGAAUUGAACGACGAAUUGUCCCAACCAUCAUUUAGCCGUUGGAACAACUUUGGUCGUGGGAUCUAUUCGCACGAAUUGGAUUCGUUCCCGUCGCUUUUGAAUCAAUACUACACCGGCUAUCAGCGAUGUCCCCGAUUCCAAGCACUCCGCAAUUCCGGUGAUUCUGCUAACGUUCCCAAGUCGUCGAUCGGAAAGGACGGUUUCCAAGUGUGUAUGGAUGUCCAACAAUUCGCGCCGAAUGAAAUUUCCGUGAAAACUGUCGACAAUACCAUCGUGGUUGAGGCGAAGCAUGAAGAACGCCAAGAUGAACACGGCUACAUUUCACGUGAAUUCAAGCGUCGGUAUGCCCUUCCGAAAGGAUUCAACAUCAAAGACGUGGUCACUCAAUUGUCGUCCGAUGGCAUUCUAACCAUUAAAGCUCCGCCAGAGGUGAAGGCAGUUGAUGAAGGAAACGUACGCGUCUUGCAAAUUCAACAAACUGGUCCAGCUCGAUUGAACAGCGGUAACAAGGAUAGUGGCAAAUCAAGUGAGAAGGAGUCGGCUGAGGCACCAAAGAAAUAAACUGUACCAAUGUACCGCCGCUAUUUUUAAGCUUUUCUUUUCAAUGAUACAAUUUAUGCCAGUUUCUCAUUAGGAGGAUUUGAGAUUGUUUUUUUUUUAAGUUGAUACGCAUUUAAGGCUGAUAUUGUAAGUGAAAUUCUAAGUUCCAAUAAAACAUAAAAUUUAAAGCAAAA
Messenger RNA from Bradysia coprophila, 918 nucleotides. RefSeq names its product heat shock protein 27 pseudogene. Lineage: Eukaryota; Metazoa; Arthropoda; Insecta; Diptera; Sciaridae. The record is from RefSeq and is a predicted model, not a curated record.